AUGAUUGUCUCGGGAAAACGAAAUAUGCAAUGGAUAAGCGCUGUACGGGAUUACCACCUGACCAAAAACUGCCGUUCGGAUUGGUGGUGGCAGCAGCGCGUACGAGCGAGUUGGAGUGCAGAAAGCGACGAAGCUCGAAACGUAUUUGGAGACGAUUCAACAAUGAUUGGUGAAGCUCUCGAAGUGGGUUCAGAUUCUCGCUAUCAGUGCUCGACUUCACGUACAAUUGCUAGUGGAGUUGAGACAGUCAGGCAGACCACCGAGGGGCCGGAACGCAGUUCUCCUGGAAACUCUGAGUCUCCCACCGACUCGGGCUCCGGAGACCCAUGCGAGGCCGCACUAACUACUAUCACAUUUAAGCACCCUGCGGAGAGGUAAAUUGCUCGCUAUGCGCUCGCGCAGGGAGGGUUAUGCAGUCCUUCCUAAGCGCGAAAGACGCUAAAACGCACGUAACAGAGACGCACCCAGAAGUACAACGUACUGGGAAUGUCCGCACUGUGACAGAAAGAGCACGACCACAUCGGGAAUUUCGAACCAUCUUCGAUCAUGCCGAC
Messenger RNA from Acanthoscelides obtectus, 554 nucleotides. The record is from the annotation of a GenBank genome assembly. Lineage: Eukaryota; Metazoa; Arthropoda; Insecta; Coleoptera; Chrysomelidae.